Necator americanus (New World hookworm) is the source of this 1572-nucleotide messenger RNA. RefSeq lists its product as uncharacterized. NCBI's taxonomy places the organism in Eukaryota, Metazoa, Nematoda, Chromadorea, Rhabditida, Ancylostomatidae. The record is from RefSeq and is a predicted model, not a curated record. Bases 1 to 1572 code for a protein of 523 amino acids. The transcript is spliced from 21 exons.
AUGAUCAGCACAAGAAAGGAAACAAUGAAGUCCAUGGAAUGCUUGGAAGUGGGCAAAUGCGUCUCGAUCGAACUUUUGUAUACAUUCGAGAACACAAAAAGUGAAAGUCCAAAGACAAGAUAUGAACGUCUUUCUAAAAUUAAUUUGGGACUUGAGACAGAUAGCCGACGUGGCACUGGUCUGGAGGUGACCUUCAUCAGAUCAUUUCCAUUCCUACAGUCGUCGAAAGCGGAGGGGGCACUUACAGUCGGUGAGACUGCAAGAAUGCUUAAGGUUCCCGCCGCACUACUUGGAGCGGAGCAGCCUCGCAAUUGCACCAGACAACAGAGUCCGCUCGGUUUAGCUCACGUGAGUCCACUCUACCUUGGAAUGUCACUGAUGGGCAACAUGCUUCACGGGAAGACUAGUGGUAAAGACUCGUUCUCAACCGAAAUGCCAUCUUACAUACGUUCGCAACAGCGAGAGAGGGAGAAACUCCACUGUACAUUGUUGAACGCCUCAAAGCAGGGAGAUAGGAUUGUGAAAACUCCUCACCGCUAUAGCGCUGACGAUUACCCUCCAGCUAGAAGAAGCACCCCAAGGAAGCGAAAGAACCAUGAUGGAAAUCCGCGUUCCAAAAUAAAGAAUGAUGGUCAAGCUGCUCAUGUACUCAUGAGAACCGCUCACCAUCAGCGCGAAACACCUUCACUAAACGAAGAAGAGACGAACAGAUCAUUCUUAAGUGAUGUUGAUGUUCCUACUUCGCCAAUGGGGAUGCGAGAAUCUGCUCAGCACGAAACCUCAUCAACUCCUGUGAAUCGUCGGGGUCCCGGUAUCGAUGUCCUUAUACGAACUCAAAACGAUGCAACAACAGAUGCACGUGCUCGAGUUGGGUCCACCCCAUCACCACCAUCGGACGUUGGUAUGCCUGGAGGUGCAGCUCAGUGGACUCCCGAAAGCUGUCACCUGGAUGAGAAUGGCAAUGUCAACCCAUUUGUGCUACCUACACCACCGCUUGGUACUCCGCAGCCCGCCAACCUUCUGCAUGAUCCCACUCGGAACCCUGUGUGGACACCGUACAGGCCACAGGCUGCUGCUUUGACAGACAAUGCAAUGAUGAAUUUCUAUACUCAGCAAGCAGUGAGUGCCCUCAUCACUUCUAACAUGAUUGCUCAAAAUAUGCAGCAGCAACAGUAUGGACAACUUCCGUUUUUGAACUGGAAUGCGAUUCCUGCUUAUAAUAUGACUCAACCACUUUUAAAUGGUCAUGUGGCAGAUUGCGAUGCCUGUGUGAAAAGAACGGUGGAGGUGUUUGCCGACCACUUCGUAAAUGCCUUUGUUACAGCUGUUGCAAACAAAUUCCCCACUGGCACUGUACAGCAUACGUGCCAGCGCCACCUCACUGACGGAGGAGUUGCGGCUUCUCGAUCGGAUAGCUCGGCUACUAUCCCAGCGUACUCUAACACCAAUCACGAUAAUGCAAAUACAACUGCAGUGCCGAAUAAUAUUCCGAAGCCUAAGGCUCAGCCAGCUUUCAGACCGACUUAUCUUGUUUUUGCUAAGCACCACAUAGAUUAUAUCAGAGAAUACUGA